AUGAACUGCAAAGGGAAACGUGGGUCUGUGCCUUUCUUCUUCCUCUUUACGGGGGGCGGGCGGAAGAAAGCCGGAAAGGGUCUAGAGAGGUAUCUAGCCCCAGGAGUGAACACUGCAAGCUUCCGGACUUUCAGCCCCAGCCUGGAUGACAUUCACAGGGCAGAGGCGCUUUUCAAACCCUCGGGCAGACACGUGAUUGAUUAUUUCAGUUCUGCUGUCCGCAUGGACCAUGCACCACAGCUGUCGCAGCCUGAGGUGUGCUUUGUGGGCAGAAGCAAUGUUGGGAAAUCCUCCUUAAUAAAGGCCUUGUUUUCAUUGGCUCCCGAUGUUGAAGUCAGAGUGUCGAAAACUCCAGGCCACACAAAGAAAAUGAAUUUCUUCAAAGUGGGGAAAUACUUUACGUUGGUGGACAUGCCAGGCUAUGGCUACCGCGCCCCGCAAGACUUUGCUGACAUGGUGGAAGCCUAUUUACAAGAGCGUCAGAACUUGAAGAGGACGUUCUUAUUAGUGGACAGCGUGGUAGGAUUUCAGAAAGCAGACCACACUGCCAUAGAAAUGUUGGAGGAGUUUGGGAUCCCUUACGUUUUUGUGUUAACCAAAAUCGACAAAGCUUCCAAGGGACUGUUGGUUAAAAAUGUACUGGAGAUCCAGGACUUCGCAGAGAAGCACACUCAGGGGUGCUUUCCUCAACUCUUCCCAGUCAGUUCCAUAGAGUAUUCUGGCAUCCACCUGCUGCGGUGUUUUAUAGCCCAUGUUACAGGAAACCUUCCCAUGAUGAAUUCCUGACAGCCACAAUUCUCCUGUUAUAUUCUACUCAUCCAGCACAACAGUGUUGACAAGGAAGUAGCAAGAACACUCUUUCCUGCUGUAUGGCUUCCUACCUGGAGGUGGAAGGGACUUGUCCUUUAAGAAGUUACGAGAGGAUGAUGCCUUUAAAGGAAGUCUGGUGCACAAGCUGCAUGGAGUUACGUGGUACCUCUGCCAGUCAUAACUCUAUGCUGUGCCCAAGGGAAAUUACCCUAAUGUAAUCAAGCACCAGUGGCUACAAGCUGUGAGGGCUCUCCACCACCCCAUCAGAUCCUAGGAGAAAGAGCAGAUGAAGUAAUAGCAGGAGGAAAGCUGUGACUUUGUUAAUGGUGAGAGGAAGAUGACUGCUUUGCUUUGUCAGCACUUGUUAAUGGAGCACUCUGCUGGAAGAAUUAGUACUUACAUAGCAUCUAUUGCAGGGGUUCUCAAACUGGGGGUUGGGACCCCUCGGGGUCACAAGCUGUCAGCCUCCACCCCAAACCUUGCUUCACCUCCAGCAUUUAUAAUAGUGCUAAAUAUUUUAAAAAAUGUUUUUUUUAAAUUAUAAGGAAGGGUUGCACUCAGACUUGCUUGUGAAAGGGGUCACCACUACAAAAGUUUGAAAUCCUCAGGCCUUGCUCUCAUUGGUUCUCAAAGGGGUAGGGGUUACCUCUCCUUUUUGCACUGUGUUCUCUUGCUUAGCACUAACUUCACUAUGGACCUCUCAGGGAACAAACCAAAAUUCUUUAGUGAUGACAACUGACCAUAAAGAAGUGAACUUCCAUGGCAAAUGAGGUACAUGCUGCAUAUCUGGCCCUACCUUGUCCCUCAGUGGUAGCCUCCUAUUCUUCAGGGGCUCAUAACAGAUGUGGGAUAAACUUCCCACACUAGGGCUACGUCUACACUACAGGAUAAAUUCGAAUUAGCUUAAACCGAUUUUAUAAAACAGAUAUUAUAAAGUCGAU
This is a messenger RNA of Gopherus evgoodei (Goodes thornscrub tortoise), 1751 nucleotides long. It is a transcript of the gene GTPBP8, whose product is annotated as GTP binding protein 8 (putative). The record is from RefSeq and is a predicted model, not a curated record. The coding region runs from base 1 to 786 and encodes 261 amino acids. Gene Ontology annotation, cellular component: mitochondrion. The transcript has 8 exons. Lineage: Eukaryota; Metazoa; Chordata; Testudines; Testudinidae. Gene Ontology annotation, molecular function: GTP binding.